AUGGCGGCCUGUGGAACCGGGCGGGGCGGCUCAGCCCCCGGGGCCGGGAACGGAGACUCCUCCCCCGCCCUCCGCCCGCCGCGGGAGGACACCCGGCCGUCGGAGCAGGGUGGAGGGGAAGCGUCUGGGGACGCCCCGGAGUGGCUCGAUGUGUUGGGGAGCGGGUUGCUCAAAAAGAAGACGCUGGUGCCAGGCCGGGGGGUGGACACUCGUCCCCGCAAGGGCCAGGACGUGACCAUUCGCCUGAAGGCCACGCUGCAGGAUGGCAGGGUGGUGGAGGAGAACCCUGCCCUCACCUUCACGCUGGGGGACUGCGAUGUGCUGCAGGCUCUGGACCUGUGUGUGCAGCUCCUGGAAAUGGGGGAGACAGCUUUGAUCAUGUCAGAUGCCAAGUAUUGCUAUGGUGCUCAGGGCAGGAGCCCUGAUGUACCCCCAAACGCGGCCCUCACCCUGGAGGUGGAGUUGCUGGCAGCUCAGGAUGCUCCAGACCUGGAGCUGCUCAGUGGGAAGGAGAAGAUCGAGCUGGCCAACCGGAAGCGGGAGCGCGGCAACUUCUUCUACCAGCAGGGAGACUACGUGCUGGCCAUCAACUCCUAUGACAUUGCCCUCAAGGUCAUUGGCUCCAGCUCAAAAGUUGACUUCAGCCUGGAGGAGGAGGCCGAGCUGCUGGACGUGAAGGUGAAGUGUCUCAACAACCUGGCAGCCUCUCAGCUUAAAUUGGACCAUUAUGAGGCAGCUCUCAAGUCCUGUAAUCUGGUCCUGGAGCACCAGCCAGGGAACAUCAAGGCUCUCUUCCGAAAGGGGAAGGUCCUGGCUCAGCAGGGAGAAUACAGGGAAGCCAUCCCCAUCUUGAAGGCAGCAUUGAAGCUGGAGCCUUCAAACAAGACCAUCCACGCUGAGCUCUCCAAGCUGGUGAAGAAGCACACAGACCAGAAGAAUGUGGAGACAGAGAUGUACAGGAAGAUGCUCGGGAAUCCCAGCGCUGCCGGCGCUCCGGGGAAGUGCAAAGACAAACUGCCCUGGUCCAUCCCUUGGAAGUGGCUCUUCGGUGCCACAGCCAUCGCGCUGGGCGGCGUGGCCUUGUCCGUGGUCAUCGCAGCGAGGAACUAA
Chaetura pelagica (chimney swift) is the source of this 1110-nucleotide messenger RNA. RefSeq names its product FK506 binding protein 8, 38kDa (gene FKBP8). The record is from RefSeq and is a predicted model, not a curated record. Bases 1 to 1110 code for a protein of 369 amino acids. The transcript is spliced from 9 exons. NCBI's taxonomy places the organism in Eukaryota, Metazoa, Chordata, Aves, Apodiformes, Apodidae. Gene Ontology annotation, molecular function: peptidyl-prolyl cis-trans isomerase activity; protein binding.